Closterium sp. NIES-67 is the source of this 8337-nucleotide messenger RNA. The record is from the annotation of a GenBank genome assembly. Lineage: Eukaryota; Viridiplantae; Streptophyta; Zygnematophyceae; Desmidiales; Closteriaceae.
AGACUCAUCAGCACAUACGCAGUUGAGCACAACUUGGAUUAGAACCGUCAACCAGAGUCCACUUCGUAGUUUGGGGACACGGAUACCUUGAUCCGCCUUGACUCGGAUAGAAAUCGUGUGCGAAGCAGUCGCAUCGAGCAGUCGCAUCGAGCAGUCGCAUCGCAGUCGCGUCGAGCACUUUCUGGCUGGUCCCAUCGCAUUCUAUUCCAGCACGCCUCCCUCUUCACCCGCGGCACCGUCAUGGCGGCCCCUUCCCCGCCGCCGCCUGUCGCUCAAUCCAAGCCCUCCCGCGCUCGUCGUGGCAGCGGGUCGUGGCACGCCGUCCCCUUCCCCCCUCGUGCCGGCGCUCAAGGCUCAACCGCCUUCCCCUCCGCCCCUCGCACUGACGGCGACGCCUCAACCGCGGCCGCCAUCCCCGCCUUUCCCGCCGCCAACCCCGCGACUUUCCCCGCCGCCGUGCCCGCCGCCGCGUCUCAAGGCGGCGGCGCAAGACCCGCCGUUGGGCGCGGCGGCGCGCUCUCCCCGUUUGUUCCGCGCUCUUCUUCCGAGAGGGCGGAAGCGGGGUCCCCGCAUCCGCCCCUCACAGGCGGCUCUCCGCUUGAGAACGCCGCAGCCAGCGUCCGCGCGUGGUGCGCGCGCCGUUACCGCGGAAUCCUUCCGCAUGCGGGGGAAUCCGCGCCACCGCCUAGAGUAGCAGUCGGCGGAGGCGCAGCAGGAGCUGGGGGGGUCACAGGGGCGGACGGCUCUGCUCCGCCCAGCUGCGGGGAGGCUGGUAGCGGCGGAAGCGGAAACCGCCGCGCGGGGGGAAGGGAGAAGCAGAGCAGGCAUAGGGGUAAUGCGUCUGCAGGCAUAGGGGUUCUCGAUUCGAGUCAACCAGGUCAAAGAUCCCCAUCCCCACCGGGCGCAUCCGCGCUGGGUGCUGGCGCAACUGCGCCGAGUGCUGGCGCACCUGCGCCCUCCCCGCGCGCGUCCGCCUGCCCGUCGGAACGAUCGAGCGCGUGGGGGACGCCGGGCGGAAGCAGCACGAGUGAGUAUAGCGAGGGGACGGACGAUGAGGACGAGAUGUGGGAGGAUAGCGACUGGAUGUCCGCGGACGAAGCGGAGGGCGGCAGCUGCGGAAAGUGGUGGCGCCUGGAGCGGUGGGGGACGAAGACGAAUAGCCGCGAAAGUGCGAACACUGAGAGUAACUACCCCUCCCUAGCUGGGGGAAAAGUCGAGGUGGCGGUAGGGGGAGUAGGUGACAGAAACGAGGGUGCUUUGAUAAAAGCUGCAACUUUCCGAAGUAAGAAACGACAGAAACACGGAUUGUACAGUAGAAAGCGCAGAGGGGGGAGGCGACGGAGAACAGAGGAGGAGGACGACGAGAGGGACCGAGGGUUGCUCUGGAAGCUUCUCAGCAAGUGCAGCGUGGAGAAAUGUUUGGAGCUGACCCAGUUUGGCCGGUUCUUGUGUCUGCUGGCGUGGGCCAUUGUGACUAUAGCGGUGGCGUUUGCGGUGUUCUGGGUGACCUAUCGGAGCUUCCAGGCGGCAAGGCAAGUGGAGUUGGAGCAGGAGUGCGACAAGUGGACGUCGCUGCUGGAGAGCCGCUUCAGACAGGCCAGUGAGCAGGUCCGGCUGCUGGCGGCAGUCGUCUCCACCUUCUUCUUCCAAAAGCCAAACUCCACCCUGGAUCAGCCCACCUUCUUCUCUCUGGUUAAUGAAACGGACUAUGCCCGCCCUCUGCUGUUUGGCAUCUCCUUUGCUCUCCGGGUGACUCAGGCGCAGCGGGCGGCGUUUGAGCAGCAGCAGCAGCAACUAGGGGACAGCUCAUACUGCAUCAGGCAUGGCAGCAUGUGCGUCCCGCACAACCAGACGGAGUACGCACCCAUUCUCUUCACCAGCGCUUCUCGCGACAUGAUUGGCCAGGGCUUGCUGAACCGCCCUCUCCGCCCUGACCAGGCGCUGACCAGCGCUGACUUGGCUGACCUGCCCGCAGACCAGCGGGCGUUUCAGGAAUUCAUAGUGUGGGCCAACCACCCAGCAAUAACGGAGGCGGUGACUCGGGCAAGAGAAAGCGGCGUGAUGGGAGCGCUCACCCCGCCCUUCCACCUCAACCUCUCCCUCUCUAUCUCAACUCGGACCAUCUCCCACGGCCUCUUUAUUGUCUUCCCCGUUUAUCGCACGCUCGACCCGCUGCCCGAAGGCUUGCCUUCUAGCGAGUACCGGGCGGCGUGCCUCGGCUACAUGACAGCUAUUAUGGAUUUUGAUCCGAUGUGGGAGACGAUGCUCGAGGAGUACCAUGGGUCAGCCCUCCCCAUGUUUGCGCGCAUAUACGACGUCACGGGGAGCACUGGGGAGAAGGGGAAGCGAGAGGGGGAUGUGAUGUACGAGCCCAAAGGACAAGAGUUGCCGCCCGGACAGGCGGACUCUUAUGCGCAUGUGAACAUGUUGAAUCUGGGGGACAAAUACAGAGAAUACGAGAUGCGGUGCAGGUACUAUGUAACCUAUGUGUUCCCGGCCUCGAGCCUGGGGUGGGCCAUCCUCGUUAUAGUGGUUAUGAGCCUGGCGGCGUAUGUGUACUGGGCGGCGUGUGAGCACGUGCAGCAGCUGGAGCGUGACUACCACCGGAUGGAGGCGGUGAAGAACAGGAUGAAGGCGGCCAAGCGCGUGGCGGAAAAGGCCAGCAAGGCCAAAGGGACGUUCCUCACCACCAUGAGUCACGAGCUCAGGACGCCGCUCAAUGGGGUUAUAGGCAUGUUGAAUCUGCUGCUGGAGACGCCGCUCACCAUAACGCAGCUGGACUAUGUGGAUACAGCGAGGACGAGCGGGCGGGCGCUGCUGGAGCUGAUCAACGACAUCCUCGACCUCUCCAAGAUCGAGGCACAAAAGAUGCAGCUGGAGCACGUCCCUAUGGACGUGCGCAGCGAGCUCGACACCGUGCUCACCAUGUUUGUCGAGCGCUUCCAAGCCAAGCCACACCUGGAGGUUGCCGCCUAUGUCGACCCGCUCGUGCCCGCUGCUGUGCUCGGGGACUCCCUGCGCUUCCGCCAGGUGCUGAUCAACCUGCUGUCCAACGCAUGCAAGUUCACCGAACGUGGUCACAUCUUCAUCGCCAUCCGCACCGCCCACCUCCAUGAGGACCUCCGCAGAGACCCCACCCGCCCCCACUCCAAGCGGUGGCUCCAGGCGCUAGGGGGGCAAGUGGGGCAAGGGGGGCUAAGGCAGGAAGGGCCGCAGCAAGGGAGGGAAGGGCAGGAAGGGCCGCAGCAUCAGCAACAAGAUCAGCAUGGGGAGGAAGAUCAACAGAAGCAGCAGCCGCAGCAGCAACAGCAACAGCAGGAUGGGCACCACGCACUCACGAUACACUCCUCUGCACCGGACCGCACCACUACCAUAGGACUCAGCGGCCUCACAGCAUCAAACACUAUGCAGCACCCUGGUGGCCUUCGCCAGCUGUCGCUCAACAUAUUUGGGAAGUUUUUCGGGCGGCAAGCUGUGCAAACCGGACAAGAUUCCACACAAGGUCGAGCAACACGGCUCGCGCCCGCGCCCUGUGGGGGGAGUCAUUGGCAGGAAUUGGAGGAAGGAGACGGCAGGUUUGGCGGUUCGUGCCUCACGGUGUCUGCUGCCACGAUGACCACCGUGUCCUUUCGCCCCGAGAGACUGCUCUCCCGCGCCAAAGGCGACACCCCGAGCGACGAGCCUGCUGCUGGUGCUGCUGCUGCUGCUGCUGGUGGUGUUUGGGAGCUGCAAAAGAAUAUUAGUGGUGGUGGUGGGCACUCGGCUGCUGCCUGUUUGGAGGAGCGUGGACUUCUGGAGGACCAAGGCGGGACCCUGGAGGAGGUACUGGUGGAGGAGCAAGGGGUGGUGGACUAUCGACCUCUAGUGGAGCAGCAAGGGAUGAUAGCCCAUUCUAGUGAAACUCGGGCGCAAUUUGAGGGGCGAGAACUGGUGGAAGUUGUGGUGGACCCUCUUGACUCAAAGGCUGUUGCUACCGGUGCUGCUUCUGGUGCUGCUGCUUCUGCUGCUGUUUCCGAUGCUGGUGGUGUUUGUGCUGGUGCUGGUCCUGGUGCUAUCAGUGUUGGGUCAAGCAGCUGGCAGCAGCAGCAGAAACAGCAACAGCAGGAGCGACAGCAGCAACAGCACCAGCAGGAGCGACAACCACAGCAACAGCAACAGCAGCAACGGCAGCAGCAGGAGUGGCAACCCCAGCAACAGCAGCAGCAACAGCAGCAGCAGAAGCAGCAACAGCAGCAGCACAUGUCACUGAGUGGGCUACCAGCAGUGAGCAGCUGCAACAGCUGGCACGUGCUGGCUGCCAGGAGGGUUGAUUGGAUGAGGCAGGGGCGUCAGCAGCUGCUGCUGCGAGGUGGUGAGGGGGAGGAGGGGGGUGAGAGAGGGGAGAGAGGAGGGGAGGGAGGCACGGAAGGGGUGGGGGCAGAUUGCAUCCAGGAUCAGGAGGGAAGUGCAGCAGCCACAGGAGCAGUGGCAGCACGGGAAGCAGGAGCAGCAGCAGGGGCAGCAGACGACAGGCCUCAAACUGUCCGACUGGUGGUAUCUGUUGAGGACACAGGCGAGGGCAUCCCCUACCCCGCCCAGCGCACCAUCCUGAAACCAUUCACCCAAGCCGACGCCAGCACGACGCGCACGCACGGCGGCACGGGCAUUGGGCUCUCCAUCUCGCGCCACCUGGUGGACCUCAUGGGCGGCCGCCUCUCCUUCGCGUCGCGCCCGGGCCUUGGGAGCACGUUCUUCUUCGACCUUCUGCUGCCCUGCGACCACCUUGAGCCCGAGCCCGUCCCGCUCUUGCAACGGGAUUUGGAAUCUGUUUUGGGAAGGCUUUCUAGAAGUGGAAAUGCUGCUGCGUUUGAGAUGGACGAUGGUGGUGCGGCUGCUGCUGCUGCCGCUGCUGCAGGUACUGCUGGUGGUGGCGCCAGUGGGCCACUGAAUGGUUCUACCUUUUCUCCCUUAGACGCGGGCCAUGGGGAUGAGGCGGGGAGUUCAAACGAGCUCAAGCACGCUCUGGCUCGGGCCAGGCUCGGAGCGAUUCUGUUGGAUGACCGACCGGUGAGGCUCGGUGUGUUGGAGAGCCUGCUGAACAGGCUUGGCGUGCCGGUCCUCAACUCUGCGUUUGGCUUGGACUGCUCGGCCCAGCCUGGUGCUUGUUCCGAACCUGAGAUUGAGGCUCGGGAAAAAACGGUGGCAGAAGUGGUGGUGUUUGUGGAUGAGGAAUGGCUUCAGAGGCAGCAGCAGCAGCAGCAGCAGCAGGAGGAGGAGGAGGAAGAAGAGGAGGAGGAGGGGGAAGAGGAGGGGGAGAAAGGGCAGCAGCAGGGAGAAGCGGAGGAGCAGGAAGAUGAGCACGGUCGUUCCACCAUGCGGAGGUGGCAAGCCAAGGCGUGGGAGGUGAUGGUGGCAGCUGGCAUGGUCAGACCAGGGUCGUGGACGGUGACAGGGACAGAGAGACAUCCUGAGUGCUGUCAUGCAACAGCGGCGUUUGGUGGUGCGGCCACAGGCAGCGCUGGCUGUGCUGCUGCAGAGGAUGCUUCUGGCUGUGAGCGGUGUUUGAUGGUUACUCAAGGCACUGCUGGGGAGCAUGGCGGUGCGCUGAUGGACGUACGGUCGCCGCUGCUCUCUGGUGAUGCGCUGGCCCAUGCUGCGCCUCAAAGCGGUGCUGCGGAGCAAUGCGGAGCUGAGGAGCAUGGUCGCACGCUGCAUCCAACGCUCUCCAUGGCUGCCUGGAUGGAGCACUCGCCCUCCCUGCAGUCACUCAGUGCCGCUUCGGUGGCAUCAGGUGCACCUGCCAGCACAGACAUUCGUAUUUCGGGCCCACCUCGCACGGACGCUGCUGCUGCUGCUGCAGAUGCGGCUGCUGCUGCUGCUGCUGCGGCAACUGCUGCUCCUGCAGGAGCUGCAGAUCCACUAGGUAGCAACGACAACACCAAUUGUAACAGAUGCCAAAAUCGCAAUUUAUACAGCAAUAACUCCAGUGAAUACAGUAGCUACAGUGCCGGCUCUCCUUCCUGGGUUGCUGCUGUGCUCGUCUCGGCACGCUAUGACGCAGCCUCUGCUGAGGCUGCCAGCGAGGCUGGGUUCCAAGCCUGUCUUUCCAAGCCUGUGCGCGUGGGCGCCCUUGCCAGCUGCCUGGGGGAGAUUCUGGGGGCCGGAAGGGGGCAGGGGGAGGGAGAAGGGGAGGGGGGAGGGGAGGGGGAAAGCGAGCGGAGAGGGGAAACCAGGGAGGUAGGUGAGGAGGGUUGGGUGUGGGGAGAAGGAGAAGUGAAGGAAAAUGGUCGCUGGGAUGGGCUGAGUGAGGAAGAGAGUGCGAGUGAGUGGGAGGAGGAGUCAGGGUCAGAGUGUGAGGGGGGUUCAGUGGUGGGGGUUCUGGAGAAUGGGGGUGGGGGGCAAGAGAUGCAGGGACUGCUUGGAGCGGGGGUAGGCAGGGGAGGAGGCAGAGGUGGAGGGGGAGAGGGGGGCGGUUGGGGAGGCAUGGGGGGAGGGGGGGGCAAUGGGCGGAACAGAGGGAUGGAAGGUGCAAGUGGAGAGGGGGUGCAGUUGAGGGAAAGGAGAGGUCUGGCAGUCAUGGGGCCUCUGCUUGACUAUGCCCCUUGCUUGCCUGCCCCGCUGCUUGACUCUGCUGCUUGUUUGCCUGCCAAAAGACAUAUGGACGGCAAUAGUGCUGCUGGUGCAGCUGCUGCUGGCCCAACUCCGGCCCCUGUCUCUCCUUGCCUCCUUGCAACCCCUACAGUGUCACCCUCUCUAGUGUCACCCUCCGCGUUACCGUCACCUUCCCUUGUAUCCCCUGCGUCGUCCUCUACCCCGAGGCUGCUCUCUCCAGCAGCAGCAACAGAACCAUCACCAUCAGCAGCACCAGCAGCAGCAUCACCAGCAUCACCAGCAGCAGCAGCAGCAGCUUCAGCAGCGCCAGCAGCAGGGGCAGGGGCAGGGGCAGGGGCAGGGAGGGUAGAGACAGAGACACAGACAGAGCCACGUACCCUCGGUCCCUCUCAUCAUUUUCUCGCUCCACUUUUGCCACAUCCCUCACAGUAUCCACCGCCCGGCCAGCACAUGCGGGCGGCAAGUUGGGGCGGCUUCCAGGAUGUGCCGGGCGGCAGUCUGGGGCAGGAAAGCCCGCAUUUUGGGGAGAGUCCUGCUCCCGUAGGAGAAGGCCCCGUGCCCGUGGGGGGAAAGUUAGGGGAAGGGAAGUGCAGCAGCAAGCAGGGGGGGGUUACGGACGGGAGUGGCAGAGGUAGAGGUGGCAGUGUGCGUGGUAAUAGAGGAAGUUUGAGCCUACGGAGGCAGGGAAGGGAACGCAGAGUGAGCAUCGAUGGUGGCAGGCGUGCAAUGGUAGGAGAUGGGGGGAUGAAAGGGAGUGCGCAUGGGAUUGGCAUUAGGGAGAUGGGGCAGGCUGGCACACGGAACCCAUGGAGUCAACACGGUCAACCGGGACAGCAGGGUCGAUCCCAUGUGAGUCCCCGCACUGUUGCAGCAGCAGCAGCAGCAGCAGCAGCGAGCAGCCCGUCCGCAGUGGCGGUGCGCAGGGCGAACAGCAGCAGCUCGCAGCAGCUGAGCGGGGCUUUAAGUGGGCGGGCGGUGCUGGUGGUGGACGACAACAUGGUGAACCGCAAGGUGAUCUGCCGCAUGCUGCAGCGCUACGGCGUGGCGGUGGAGGAGGUGGAUGGUGGCGCCAAGGCUGUGCGGAGGGUGAGGGACAUGAUGGAGGGGGCGGCGCCACCGCUUGACUGCGUCUUCAUGGACAUUCAGAUGCCGGGGAUGGACGGCUACGAGGCAGUCUCUCGCAUUCGAAGCAUGGACCAGGAAGUGCCAUCAAGCACAGCAGGAACCUCACCCUCAUCAGCCGCAGUGGCCGGCCCAUCACCCUCGGCAGCGAAGUUCUCAAAAAGCCUAUCAGGCUCAGCACCGAGUACUCCAUCAGGCACGCCGACAGGGACGCCGGUAGGAUCCCCAGUAGCAAGGAUGGGGGGUGCAGGCAAGGGGCGGUUACUGGUGAUCGCUCUGACGGCGGAUGUGGGAGCGGGCACGAGGGAGAGGUGUGUGAAGGCGGGGAUGGACGCGUACAUGACUAAACCCAUUGAGGAGCACCAGCUGUCCCGCGUGGUGCUGCCGUUCUUUGCUGCGCAGGCUGGUGAUUGAUGCAUGGGCAAUUAAUGUAAUGCCUGCAUUUUUAAUGCAGGUUGUGUGGCAGAUGGGCUGGCUGUUAAAUUAUAUACUUGCUAUAUAAUUGGUAGGCUUGGUAGGUGUUACUAAAACCUACUGUAGAGGGCAACCCCCCUCCUUGUAUCCCUCUCUCUUCUAUUCUCUCUCUUUUCUCUCAUCAACUCUCUCCUAGCUAAACCCUCGUGC